Messenger RNA from Plectropomus leopardus (leopard coralgrouper), 1492 nucleotides. It is a transcript of the gene pnp4a, whose product is annotated as purine nucleoside phosphorylase 4a. The record is from RefSeq and is a predicted model, not a curated record. Gene Ontology annotation, molecular function: purine-nucleoside phosphorylase activity. Gene Ontology annotation, cellular component: cytoplasm. Gene Ontology annotation, biological process: nucleoside metabolic process. NCBI's taxonomy places the organism in Eukaryota, Metazoa, Chordata, Actinopteri, Perciformes, Serranidae.
GACAUUUCUACAACACUGUUCCUCCAUUGGCUGCUGCUGAUGAAUGGACGAGUUGUUGACCAAUCAGCGGCGUGUGACCGGUGAAUAUGUAGGCCGAUCAGCAUCAGCUGGCCACACUCUGACUGUCGCUCCAUCACACACACUUAAACACAAACACACACACAGUGAGUGACAGAAUCACGCAUAAAAACACACACAUCAGUCUGCUUUAUUUUUAUCGUCAUCAUUGUCACCGUCCGUCGUCCGUCCAUCAUGCACAGCAAAGAACAAAUCAGUCAUGAUGAAUACCAGAAGACAGCUGAUUGGCUGAUGUCUCAGACGAAGCACCGCCCCCAGGUGGCGAUCAUCUGCGGGUCCGGUCUGGGCAUGCUCGCUGACACCCUCAAAUGCCAAGACUCCUUCGCUUAUUCCGACAUACCGGGCUUCCCGCAGAGCACAGUUCAGGGUCAUGCAGGUCGACUUGUUUUCGGGGAGCUGAAGGGGAAGUCAUGUGUUUGCAUGCAGGGUCGAUUCCACAUGUAUGAAGGACACUCACUCUGCAAGACAACGUUUCCAGUUCGAGUCUUCAAGCUGUUGGGGGUGGAGACUCUGAUCGUGACGAACGCUGCCGGCUCAUUGGCCGACGGCCUCCAGCCCGGUGACAUCAUGAUCAUCAAAGACCACGUCAACUUCCCCGGGUUAGCCGGUCUGAACCCGCUGAUCGGACCCAACGACGACAAGUUCGGGCCUCGUUUCCCAGCCAUGUCAGGUUGCUAUGACAAAAACCUGCGUUGCUUAGCAAUGGAGAUUGCCAAGCAGCUGGGCGUGGCUGGCCUCAUGCAGGAGGGCGUGUACGCCAUGGUGGGGGGGCCAAACUUCGAAUCGAUCGCGGAGGCCAGACUCCUGCAUCGACUGGGGGUGGACGCUGUCGGUAUGAGUACGGCUCCUGAGGUCGUCGUGGCGACUCACUGCGGUCUGAGAGUCUUUGGUCUCUCUCUGAUCACCAAUAAGGUGGUGAAGAGUUACGAGGACACGGACAGUGUGAACCACGAGGGCGUCCUGGAGGUCGGCAGGCUGCGUUCUCAAACCGUGCAGCAGCUGGUGACCGAACUGAUCGGCAGGAUGGAGAUCAAUAACAACAACACCAAUAAUGCUGUCUGAACACACACACAUACUCAAACACACACUGUGUAUAUAUUUGAUUGUUGUAUUUAUCUACAACAUUUUUAUAGAGUUUUCUUGUGUUUUAUCAUCCUUAAGAAACGUAUUUUUUACUUCUGUGACCAAACUUUAUUUAUAUCAACAUGGUGCCUAAUAAUUCUCUAUCAGGGUGCGUUUGUGUGUACGUUUUCAUUGACGAUACAGAUUAAUAUAACGAUGACCGCUGUGUCAGACAGUGCUUUUAUAUAAAGAGAUAUAAGACAAAGACUUUUCUAAAGAUUCUUAUCAUGUACAUUUUAUUUUGUAAAAACAUUCACUGACUUCCUGGUGAACGUUAAUCUGAUUAAAACAU